UCAUUUCUUAGUGCGAGUUGGGCGUCGUGUGUAUAUAGCCGGUUUGACGCGGAGUGUGCUAUGACCGUGAUGGGCGCCGCCAUUUUUGAAAUGAUUACGAACCCAUGCGUCCUUGCCGACAUGUUCAAACAACUGAGCUGGUUGUUUAGAAACGAGUAUGUCAUAACAAAGUGACCUGAAAAGCAAUAUUUUUCCCGAUUUGGUUGACUUUUGAUCCUUGCCAGUUGAGAAGGUAACCGAGGGGUCAUAAGGUCGUCUAGAUGCCGUAUCUGUGUCGCAUUGUGUCAUUGUGAUUUCAUGACAUUUUUCAGACUAUCUGAAAGCAUGAACAAAACAGUGGCUUGUAUACCUAGUCGCAUUCGAAUCGUUGAUAGGAUAUUCCUCGGGGCGUUGAACAUUCUUUGUUCAGCUUUGGUAAAUCAGUGGCAACCAACAGCUUCUGGAAUAAAGACUGCAAGAUUACUACAUUUCGAAAUGGUUAUUACUUGAACUUUGCUUUACAACCCGGCCAUGAUAAAAAGGUGCUAUAAAAAUUAGAGAGAAUGGUCUUGGCCUGACUGCAUUUUAGACCCUGACCAGAACAAACUUGUACCAGUAUUCUCUCAAUUAAGCAGUCGUUUGUGUGACUUCUAAGGUUACAGCCAUUCACUUAUUGGGCUUCCACGUACAACACAAAUCAUCGACUUUCAAGGGUUGACCCGAAAUGUGAAAAUACAGACAGAAAGGGAAUGCCAUUAUCGGCACCUUAACUAGACAUCACGAACAGUAAUGUUUGGAUUGCGUGAACUGACAAGGAAGAGUGAAGCAAUGAAGCUGAAAAAGGAACGAUGACUACUCGUAAGGAUUCCCCUCGACAUAAAGACAUUCCAGUCACUUUAGGCAGGUCCGACAACAUGGCUGUGCAGCGGAUUGAUGACACAGGGCCGGCCGUGGACGCCCCGUCGCGAAGACACCAACAGGGAAAAGGAGUGUCCUCGGACCAUGAAGAAACGUCGUCUAAACUCACUAUACCACAAAGCUCGCCUUGGUCCAAUCAACGGACAACAUCACCCAGGAACACCAACCUACAAACUACGGAAAUAUCAACUCGCGGUAUACACGGAGGAUGCAGGAAUAUCUUAUCUGAUGAUUCAAGGAGAUCAGAUGCUUCAUGUAGAGUCAGAAGACUAAACAUGACCACACUGGAGCCAAAAUCUAGUGCCACAUUCAAGAACAUCUCGUCAAAACCGUUUGAUGGAAUGAAUAGUUUUUCUCUGCCAUCUGCCAUCACUACCAACAGGUCUCCAGGGACAGCCGAGAAGGCAUCCUUUCUUAAAACCAGCGAGAGACUCUCCGAUGCGAGCAGCAGUAUAGUCUCCAUGAGGAGCGCUAGUUCUGGGAGUCGAGCUUCCGGGGAAUGCCCUUCUGACGUCACAAGUCACGUGCGGAUGACGUCAAAUCCUGGCGGCUCUUCUCAAGCGAUGAGCCCGAGAAAUUUGAAACACGGGCUAGGCCUACCGUCUGUCCGCAUCAAGCCCCCGAUGCGAGCCAGAAGAUCCUCAGAACCAGCUCUUUCUUUGUGUCUUAAAUCAUCCUCUCAUUCCUCCCGACAACCAACUGAACAUCCACCGACUGCCGAUCAGUCCUGGCCCGGGCACACCGGCGGGAACAUGCCGGUUGGAAAAUGCUCGCAACGCGGUGGGAGAACCCUGGCUCGUUUAGAACGCACCCAGUCCCAUCCACAGUUUAAAAGCCGGACCGUAAGCGGUAAUCGAAAUCAGAAACAACCGGAGAAGAGCAGCAGUGAACCUAGUCACAAGGAGGCGAAGGGAGACGCUGAUGAAAACACUGACGAAGACGAUGAGACAACGCACGACGGACUCGAUAAGAAAGUGUUGACAUGGCUGAAUGGACUAGACAGCGCCACCUGUCGACGGUUUAUGAGAAGGCAGAUGGCGUCCCUUCAAGAAAUUGACGAUCAUUGAUGUUUAAUAAAGAAAGGUUUCUUGCAUAAUCCUUCACUUAAUAAUUCAUCGACAAUGUGGCCAUUUAUCGGUAAUUUUAAAGUGCUGAUGUCCGUUGAGUCUGAGAGGACUUAUGUACAAAAUCAAAAUGUCGAUGGCCGGGCUGACUUCACGUGAAAACUGAAAUGAGUAGUUGUAGUUUUCAAACAAAUUGACAACUUCAAAUUUCCUUGGAAAAGAAAAAACUACGCAAUUGUUACAGACUCCGUGUGGGGACAACAGAGGGCUGAUCACUCAGAACUCCAGCAAGUUGGUUGAGGGUUUUUACCCCAUAAGUAUCUAGGGUUGUCUGUAGCGUUAUAUGAGAUGCACGAUAAAUUCAGUCGGACUUACUUCCCUAUCCUUAAAAUAACACAAUUAUCGAAAGAGAAUGUUCAGAGAGAUCAUAAACUGUUUUGAGAAAACAAAUAGUAAAGGAAGAUAUAAAACCAGAAAGGGCACCUAUGUGACUUGAACCUUGUAUAUGUGAUACAAAAACAGAAUAUUCACCUGGAUAAUGCAGCCUGAGUUGUUCUAGGAAUGCAGUUCUUUCUUUAACAUUUUUUUAAUUCUAUAAUUUUGGUAAUAUUUUCAUAAGCAUCCAUUGUAAUAUACCCUAGUGCAUCCCAACUAAGAUUUUUUGUUUCUGAACAGAUCAUUUAUAAACAAAUAAAGGAACAUAUAAGGGAUAAACAUGUUAUUCCUUCCAGAAGAAACGAAAUAUCUUGGGGACUACAAUCAGUUCAAUGGUGAAAAUAAAAUUGCCCAAACAAUCCAGACAGUUGAUGGCGUUUCAAAUGAGUUCUGGAAUCACAGACGCGUUCUUUGAAUAAUAUUGGCAAAUUUAUUAAUAAAAAUCACAACAAGACUGAGAAAUAGCAUGCAUGAGAAAAACCAUCGACUCCCAACCAGUUCAGGUCAAAACGGGUCACCAUGUGGCCCCACACGGGUAUCGUUGUCAUGACAACGGUAUACAGAAAGUUCAGCACCUUGACCCGGUGUGAGUCUCGCAUCGCGUGAUGACGAGUAUUGCAUUGUAGACCAGGAGUUGAGGCAAUAAGAUCAGCUGUGUUGACAGGAUAAACCGAACGCUAAACCUAGCAGUUUAUGGUUUCAUCCUAUGCAUCAAGUGUAUCGGCAGUCCAUUUUGUGAUUCCCAUGCACCUGUCACGGGAAAUUUGAUUGAGACGCUGCAAUGAUUUUUCGACAGUUUUUUUUCUAAUGUGAAUACUACAGUAGCGAGAGAUUCAUGUUGAGAGUCGCAACUGGAUGGCAUGGAACAUUGAGAUGAGAGAGAAAUUGGUGUCAUGCGUUUCUCUUCCUGCUGAAUUGUAUACCCAUUGACACACAGUGCAUUCGUGAAAUGAUCAGCCAGCAUACAUGUAAGGUUGUCAUAAGGAUUGACAUGGUAUGCAGUUUUUUUGUUACUGUGUCCAAUAGAGCGUAGGUCUACCCUGCCCCCUGGGGGCUUUGGCUUUUGACUAAGUGUUGAUGGAGAUUUGGUGGUUGUAUUGAAACACUGUGGGGGAGCACUCACUGACUGUCCUUGAUGAUUUUACCAACAAAGGCUAAACUACCUGUGAGGUGUUGCAGUAAUGGAUAAAUCAGUGCCGACAGGUGAGGAGGUAGGGGUGGGAGAGUCGACCAAGCCCAUGGCAACCUAUAUGCCGUCUAUUGGCUCGCGAGCACCCAUGUUUGUUAAGAGCAGCACGGUGUUGGAGUACGAGAUGUACGGUUCCGGCAACACAUCACCGCGAGCCUCACCCGCCAACCCACCGGUGACUCCCUGGGACGAUACGGGAGAUGAGAGGGAUUUUAGUCCAGCUCGGAGUCCGGUAAAUAUGUUACUAGCCACCGACUUGACCGAGGCGAUGCAUGGACGGGGUACCGGGAAUCUCUCCGCAGACACGGCGUCGUUCAAGGCUGGGGUACGCUGGCCGUACUUAAAACAACAAGCUGCUCGACAUGUUUACGGAAACCUCCGAUCAAGGCUACAGAGACGAGAACCAGUCUCUUCUCCAGCCGUCUGUAUGACCUAUUCCCCAGGCCAGGCAUUCAGUCACCAAAGGGACGGAAUACACAUAGAGACUUUCGGUAUAAGACCCAAAUCAGACUCUGGUCCUACAGAUGAAGCCGUUUUAAAACCGCGUCCUCAAUUGACCACAGAUCUCCAACCAUUCGAGAAGAAGAAAAACUACCGGAUUUCCUUCAAAUUAUCUGAGACUGAGCAGCGAAGUUGCGUAUCGGCUCCUCCACCGACGGCCGAAUCUGCCGUCUCUAAACCCAACUCAAGCCAAGGCUCUCAACCGGCCAAAUCAGCCUCUCAACAGACUCGCCGAUCCAAGACAGCCCGCGAGCACUAUCGACCUAAGAGGGAUCCCUUGGUCAGGUUUGACUCUUCAGAACUACCUCAAAGAUUCCAGCAAGAUCACCGACCCUCAUCCGUGUCUCCCAAGGUCCCCUCUAAGGUAACGUGGACCGAUGUAAUGACUGCCAAGUCGACCGGUGUCUACCGUGAUUCCCCAGACGGACUGGGCGGGCCGAGGCGUCAUAAUAACGGGUCAAAUGUUAGGCUGUACCUGUCCUCAGAGCUGUGGGGGAUACUAGAUGAGGACAUUAGUGCCAUUAAGACAGUGGCUGGCAAAAGUUGACCUGCAGUUUCUCGAUUAUUUUUCUGCAAAUAAUAGAGCAACUUAACUCUUCCUCGUUUUCUUCCACUGCGGAUUUUUUAAGUUAGCAAGUUGCAUCUGGUCAUGUUGGUGCAGGGUUAUAUUCGUACGAUAUUUACGUUUUAAAAAAAUCAAAUUUAGACAUAUUUAUGUACUUUUUAUACGAGUAACUUUACAUUACUAUUCACCGUAUCAAUUUGCUUGCUCUUUAUGCUGUAUAUUACUUUAUAUAUGCAAAUUAAUGCUUAUACGUGUUGCAUGCCAUAAACACAUUGCUGCCAGAACUGCCAGUUUGAAUUGCGAUUUGACAAUAU
This is a messenger RNA of Patiria miniata (bat star), 4965 nucleotides long. RefSeq lists its product as uncharacterized. The record is from RefSeq and is a predicted model, not a curated record. The transcript is spliced from 2 exons. Bases 828 to 1964 code for a protein of 378 amino acids. NCBI's taxonomy places the organism in Eukaryota, Metazoa, Echinodermata, Asteroidea, Valvatida, Asterinidae.